AUGGCUAAUUAUCUCAUCGGCAUUGUGAAGCCGAUCUCGGACACCUCACCUGCAGAUGCAAGUGAGCAGCAACGUCCACCUCCCACAACAGCAGCUGAGGCACGUCAACAAGCAGCCGAGAAUCGUCGCCAGGGUCGUGAUGCAGCACGUGCCGCCAUGGGUCGCGGCACUACUUCACAUGUCGGCAGUGCCAACCCCGGGGUUAACACAGCGGCCGAUGCUGAAGAGGACGAUGAGCACGCUGCAGAGGAGGCAGAUGCAGAAGAUGCGGAAGCACCUGCCACAGCAGAGGGGGUGCAGGCAGAGGCUGGCGUGGACGACUAUGACAACACUCCUGACUCCGGUGUCGCGGAUGGGGACCACACCACACACGUGCGGACCGGGUUUAGGCAGAACAAGCGUGGUACAAGGAAGAAGUUGGGCAUCAACCUUGUCCACUGGACUCGCCUUAAGGCCCCUACUCGACGCUUCGGGAUCUUCACCAGCAACGCGGCUGAGCAGGUCAACAGCUCCAUCGUGCCCAUUCGGCGCUUGCCGGUGACCCCGAUGCUAGGGGGUCUCAUGGACUGGUAUCGCAAUAGGUAUUGUGAACGUAAGAUGGCGGCGCUCGAGCGAACUGAUCUCCUGACAGAGGCAGCAGAGGAGCGGAUGGUGGAGAAGGAGACACGGGCGGAGGGGUAG
This is a messenger RNA of Closterium sp. Naga37s-1, 681 nucleotides long. NCBI's taxonomy places the organism in Eukaryota, Viridiplantae, Streptophyta, Zygnematophyceae, Desmidiales, Closteriaceae. The record is from the annotation of a GenBank genome assembly.